Messenger RNA from Miscanthus lutarioriparius, 807 nucleotides. The record is from the annotation of a GenBank genome assembly. Lineage: Eukaryota; Viridiplantae; Streptophyta; Magnoliopsida; Poales; Poaceae.
AUGGACUCAGGGUACAACCCCCGGACGGUGGAGGAGGUGUUCCGGGACUUCAAGGGCCGCCGCGCCGGGAUAAUCCGCGCGCUCACCACUGAUGCGGAGGAUUUCUUCAAGCAAUGCGACCCAGAAAAAGAAAAUUUGUGCCUGUAUGGGUUUCCUAAUGAGAGCUGGGAAGUAAAUUUGCCUGCUGAAGAGGUGCCACCUGAGCUUCCAGAACCAGCAUUAGGCAUAAACUUUGCAAGAGAUGGAAUGCAGGAAAAAGAGUGGUUGUCCAUGGUUGCUGCACACAGUGAUGCAUGGUUACUUUCUGUUGCAUUUUACUUUGGUGCACGAUUUGGUUUCAACAAAAAUGACAGGAAGCGCCUCUAUAGUUUGAUUGAUGAUCUUCCCAUGGCUUUUGAAAUUGUUAGUGGGAAGAGUGAAACCAAGGCACCACCAGCACCAGCACCACCAAGCAGUAGUAACCAUAGCAAUAUCAAAUCGAAGUCUAACAACAAAAAGAAACCAUCGGAGCCUAAGGUGAAGCAGACAAAGCUGCGUGCCCCUGCAGAGGAAGGCCCGGGCGGUGAGGAGGAAGAUGGCAGUGCAAGCAAGGGGGAGCACGGGGAGACGUUGUGCGGCGCGUGCAAGGAAAGCUACGGCCCCGAUGAGUUUUGGAUCUGCUGCGACCUCUGCGAGAAGUGGUUCCACGGCAAGUGCGUCAAGAUCACGGCGGCCAAGGCCGAGCACAUCAAGCAGUACAAGUGCCCAUCCUGCACCGGCAGCGGUGGUGCCGGCAACAGCGGCACCAAGCGAGCCCGCCCAUCUUAA